Molecule: messenger RNA, 855 nt
Organism: Tetrahymena thermophila SB210
Lineage: Eukaryota; Ciliophora; Oligohymenophorea; Hymenostomatida; Tetrahymenidae
Product: dynein 18 kDa light chain, flagellar outer arm protein
Exons: 6
Cellular component (GO): cytoplasm
Molecular function (GO): calcium ion binding
Source: RefSeq, a predicted model, not a curated record
AUGACUUAAUUGAAGAAAGCUUAUUUAAAUUGGAGAAAAGGAGAAAAGACUAUUUUUAUUCCUGCUGCUUACCUUUUUAUUUGCUCCAAAUAAAUAUUAAAGAAAGUAGCCACAAAAUUUACUUUUUGUUACUAACAAAAAUUCACUUUACUAAUCAAAAAAUUUUAUGGAGAUUUGCUUUCUAGAUUUAUAGAAUUCUAUUAGAUUAAUUUGUUUUAAUUUCUAAACAAUUUAAUACUAAAAUUACGUUCAGCUCGUUAUUCAUUAUUUAAUUCUUUAUUUAUUUUUUAAUUUAGUUAGUUUGUUAGUUAGAUUUAUUAUUAUUAAUCUGCAGUAACUCGCGCAAUUUCGAAAUAUAUUUAAGAAAUUUUAAUGAGUCUUUCACUCAAGCAGUUAAGGGACGUUGAUAUUAAUAUUCUCACUAAAAAAGAAAUAGAUAAAUGUUAAGAAGCAUUUACAGCCUUUGAUAAAAAUGGCUCCAAAUUCAUUGAAAAGGAGGAGCUUAAAAAAGUUCUUGAAGAAAUGGGACAAUCUCCCCAAGAGGAAGAGCUGAUCAAGAUGAUAAAUGAAGUCGAUUAAACAGGAAAAGGAGCCAUUUCAUUUGAUGAUUUCCUAACAGUUAUAGCAUACUACAAAUAAUUGCAGUAAAACAGUGAUGAGGAAGAUAUAAUUUUGGCUUUUGUAGCUCUUGGAGGAAACGAAGACAAAACAGGUAGUAUAGACAGAAAACUUCUUUAAGAAGUCAUUUCUUCAGAUUUUAGCUUAACAAUUGAUUUAAAUAGACUAGUUAAAGAAUUAUCACCAGCUACUACUGAAGUCAAAUAUGAAGAUUUCAAAAAUCUUCUUUCUAAUUGA